CAAGAACAACGUGUCGGUGGGUAGCUGCAAGCAUAAAUCAAACGGUUGAGGAAAUUGGCGAUAAAGCGCUCCGCACACACUCGGGUCCUGCGAUGUUUUGUCUCCAGCUGCGGCUUGCGUCACGCGACGUCAGAAGCCCGUGAACACGCUCGAGCCGAGCUCGCGCUGAAGAGACAGUCUGUCUGACACGCGCACCUGAAGCGCGCGGGGAUGCGGCGCUCCGUUCCUGCUUUAAAACCGUCCCGCGCGGCGACCGACAGGCAGAGAGUUAAACGCAGCCGACGCCUUCGAGUUUUAUUCCUUCGCGAGCUUGAAGCGUUUCUACGAAGCAUAAUGAACGACAUAAAAGUUGCAGUACUGGGAUCCGAGGGUGUCGGGAAAUCAGCACUUAUUGUUCGAUUUCUAACCAGGCGGUUUAUUGGAGAAUAUGCAUCAUCGUCAGAGUGCAUCUACAGAAAGCGCAUGUCUAUUGAUGGAAGACAGCUUAAUCUCGAACUGCAUGACCCGUGUUCUCAGCCAUGCGAGGGGAAGUCCACACUCAAUGAGCAGAUCCACUGGGCAGACGGCUUUGUGGUCGUUUACGACAUCAGCGAUCGUUCCUCCUUCCUCACGGCCAAAGCCAUAGUGCAUCUGAUCCGAGAGCUUCACCUGGGAGGAUCUAAAAGGGACGCGGACUCUGUGAUAUUCCUGGUGGGCAAUAAGCAAGACUUGUGCCACAUGCGAGAAGUAGACAGGGAAGAAGGCCAGAGGUUGGCGUCCGAAGGCCGCUGUCAGUUUUACGAGUUGUCUGCCGCGGAGCACUACCAGGAAGUGGUGCUCAUGUUCUCCAAGAUCGUGCGCAACGCCAGUCUGGGAAGCAAGGCGAAGGAGCGCCGCCGUCGUCCAAGCGGUUCGAAAUCCAUGGCCAAGCUCAUCAAUAACGUCUUUGGAAAACGGCGGAAAUCUGUUUAAAAUGAACUUGGACAAUUGCUACAGGACUUGCGUUUGAGAUGCGUCAAAUUUGUUUAUAUACUGUAAUACUGUAACCGCCUCGUCUCGGCCACACAGUCAUUAACUCAUCAAGAACGUGGACAUUUCUCACCCUAAAGUCAAAAGAAAACAAGAACUUUUUGGGGUAAAAGAUAAUGAAGCUUGUUUUAGAACCUGUAAGUGUUUUCCUGACAUUUACCUCAUAGUUUCUCAUUACCAUAAUGCAUUGUGGCAGUGAGAUGGGGGCCUAAUGAGUCGGUAAUAACACAUUAUAAUGUCAUGGUGGAAUAUCAACUUAAUUCUAUUAAUGCAAAAUGUGUAUUUCUGCACAUCUUUGCUUUUUGCCUUAAAUGUUUCUUUAAUCUCUUUAAAAAGGUGAUAUUUUAGCUCAAGGACUUAAGAUCAAAUGUUUCUUGUUUCGUUUCAAAUUUGUUUGUGUAGUAUCUUCAGUCUUCACUCACUGUUUGAUGUAAUUUAAUCACUUUCAACAUGUAUGAUGUGAGCAAUGACAUGUCAUGACGUUUAUGGGGUUUGAAAUAUCUUCAGAUUCCUGUGAAACAAAAACAUCUGUGUAUUAAAAUUUUGUGUAAAAAAAUGUGUAAAAAAAA
Puntigrus tetrazona (Sumatra barb) is the source of this 1577-nucleotide messenger RNA. RefSeq names its product RERG/RAS-like a (gene rergla). The record is from RefSeq and is a predicted model, not a curated record. The transcript has 5 exons. Bases 211 to 951 code for a protein of 246 amino acids. Gene Ontology annotation, molecular function: GTPase activity; GTP binding. NCBI's taxonomy places the organism in Eukaryota, Metazoa, Chordata, Actinopteri, Cypriniformes, Cyprinidae.